AUGCUGCAACGAAACCUAUGGGCACGGUACUACUGGUCUCGGUAUCGCUUCCCGACACAGAUGCCUAAAUUUGAUGGACCUCCGCCUAUGGAUGCGCCUCAAAACAUGAACAAUACAAAGACCAACGAGUUCAUAGACCCCAUCGAUGAUAAGUUUCCCGUGAGCAUACGCGGUAAUUUGAUGCGCCCUGAUGUGCCUGAGGAACAGUAUGUCGAUAGUUGGUAUGUGUGCACUUCCAUGACGCAUCAUUUAGGAGAUUUCCGCCCUUGGAGUGCUAGUGCACCCGCAAAUGCCUAUCGUUUCCGUCCAUUUAAUGAGUUCGAUUCUAAAGGGAGAGAAUACGUCAAGAAACUACGGGAAUUUUCUCACUACGACCCCAAGAAAUCCAGAGGAAAGGGGCAGAGGUAUUUCCCAUUCCGUGAUGCCUACUUGACCUUGAUGGCCAGCGGCAGCAAUCCCACAUUGCCCCCGAGUCUGGAAACCAUCAUGGACCGUGCAAUCAUUGAGAAGCAUCAACACGGAAAAGUCUUGACUCCCUUGAUGCAGCAAUGGGAUGUAGGACGGUUGAGGGAGCCACCAUCUUGCGCAGGAAAAAUACCGGUCGACAAUUCCGUGUUUCCCUUUCGUUGGAACACCGAGGACUGGUACGAGUAUGAAGUUGCAAAGGUACGAAAUAAACGUUUUAUUUUUGAAAAUAGUGAUGAGAAUGGCAUCGAGGGAUCCGAGGUAACGUACCGAAUCGUUUUGGAGGGUUUCUGGGACCAUCACGUAGCAAAGCUGUCGGAGGAUGUUUGCGCAUUUUUGAGGGAUGUUGGCCGGCAAAUUGUCGAAGAGAAACUCAAAGUGGUUCGAAAAAUACUUGAAAGUACUGAAAGUGGCGGUGUUGAUUCUGAGAUCAUAGAGUGCUUCAAUCUUUCUCUCAAAGGUCCUUUCGGGGGCAGAGAUUAUUAUGAGAAAGAAGAGGUCGCUAACUUUGUUCGAGCUGACUUGCAACGACUCGAGGAGCAGUGUGUCGGAGUUAUAAACCGUUGUAAUGCCCCUAUAGCUGGGUUUUCCAAUCUGUACGAUUCUCAGGUCUCCUGGCCUUACGUGGAACACCUGGAGCCCUGGGUGCGUAUGGCGGAAUUCUGGACUUCCUCGUCAGACACUUCUUUCACGGAAAUGGAAAUGUCGACAGCUCAUUACGAGUUCCGAAAGUACUUUCGUGUGAUUGUGGUGAAAAUGCCUUUCCAGAGCUCCGAGUUUGAGCAGCGCAUCUAUGGUAUUCGACACUGGCUUCAUCGGCAGACUUCGUGUGAAUUUCACACAACAUACCGUCGCAAUGUUGUACACGACGCUUCCGUGUUCCCCACGGAGCACGACCCUUGCGUUCCGACUACUCACGAGUACCAUCGUAUGUUCUCUUUUGCUCUAGACUGGCAGAGAGCUCCGGUAGGUUUUCUAUCGGUCGAGGCGGUUCAAAAAGGGGACACGUGGGAAUCUGUAGCUGAGCGUAUCGGAUGCAGUGCAGAAGAGCUUCGAGAGUCCAACAAUGGCCUCGAGGACCUUGUUGAGGGUAUUUCCCUCACUAUUCCAGGCGGCGCAAGCAGGCGACUACCUAGUUUUGGUGCUGUUCCUCAAGUGUUGCCCCUCACGAGGGAGGAUGGCAACGCCCGUAUUCGGACAUGGGAGGAAGCGGCAGCGCUGCUCGAUUGCGGUGUGGAGGACCUCCAGCAAGCUAACGGGCAUGCGGCACUCACGUAUCGGGUGGACGGCGAUAAGCCCGGUUUUGAUGAAUCAAUUCAGGAAUUAAACGUUCCUUAUACCACGUGGGCUUCCUCACGAGAGCAGGAGUUCUCUACGGCUGAAAAAGUUUUCCAAAAUGACUCAUGGGAGUCCGUGGCGCAACGACUUCAGUGCACGGUUUCUGACCUGCGGACAGCGAAUGCAAACGUCGGUGAUUUAUCAAUGGUAGAGAAGGUUGUCGUGCCACCGAGCGCGCGAGCCCCGCGUCGAAUGGUAAACCCGCAGUUACGCACACAGGCCGCGACAGACGCCCUCCUUGCCAAGGUCACUGGUGAACAAGGUAAGUUUAAUUUAGAAUCAUUGCCACACCUUCCAGAAAACGCCUCCAAUUUCCCACAUGAGUAUCACACGGCCACGUCGCGAUUCCCUGCCACACCUCUCGAAUCUGCCGGCACCGAGGAUUGGUUGGCCUACACGGCCAAGUACCUUGAUAAGGACCUCACCCUGCGUCAAGAGCCAACACCAGUCUACAACGUUAACAAGCUGUGGCCGAUGCAGCAAGUUCCCGGAAAACUGGACCAGACCCCAUUCGAGGAGGACCAGACAUGGUUUAUGCACCCUAUUCCUGUGCAGCAGAUGGAGCAGCAUCAUCCCGAGAAGGACUUGCAGGAUUUGCCAUUUGUCAAUCAUGAGCAGUUCCCACGCUCGAUUCAGUGGACAGCACCAUAA
Messenger RNA from Phytomonas sp. EM1, 2454 nucleotides. The record is from the annotation of a GenBank genome assembly. Lineage: Eukaryota; Euglenozoa; Kinetoplastea; Trypanosomatida; Trypanosomatidae.